This is a messenger RNA of Hyaloperonospora brassicae, 9870 nucleotides long. The record is from the annotation of a GenBank genome assembly. Lineage: Eukaryota; Oomycota; Peronosporomycetes; Peronosporales; Peronosporaceae.
AUGCGCUCGUACAACCAGGAGCUACGUACUCGCAUCCAGGGUGUGGUGAGUGGCGAGUGCUACCAACUGCUUCUGUCGGUGCUCGACGCAGCAGAGACGGAGUUCAGUACGUCUGCAUCUGGACCCGUAUGUGGUUCAGCCAGUGCUACUGUGGACGAUGCUGUAAGCGGUGACGCCAUCGGCACGAGCGCGUCAGUGGAGAAGAAGGCGGGCAUCUCGUCAAGUGCUACUGUGAGCACGAGCUCGAAGGAGAGUGCGGUUGCCGGCUCAAAGACGGCGACGUCUACCGUGAGCGGCGAGAAGAGCACUACUGAACUAGCAGUUGCGGGCACGACAGCGAUGAGCAGUCUGUACGUGCGCUAUGCACAUGAGAGCAGCAGCAUUGAGUCAAUGACGUUCCCUGCCGAGAUCGAUGCGGCUGUGCAAGAGAUCCACCGCGAGUGCUCUAGUACGACUUCGGCUGAGACUGCCCUGGCAUCUCUGCUGCUGUCAAAGACCGUGGAGCAUCGCUACCUGAUCUGGUGGCGCUACCGCAUUCUGUACAAGCAGAGCUUGACGGUGUGGGUGAAGAGCACGAGCGACUAUGGCGUCUUGCUGAAGAUGCUUGCGAGUCCCUUGGAGCACGUGGAAGCCGAGAUCUUGCGUAAGGCGACGGUGGGCCUCGGUACGAAAGAAGAAUGGAUCUACCCGGUCGUGAUGGCCCGCUCGAAUGCUGAGAUUGCGCUAUUGAAGAUUGCGUUCCGGGAGAAGUACGGCGACGACCUGGUAACGGUGUUGAGUGGUGAACUGAGUGGUGAUCUGAAGAAGGUGAUCCUUACCGCUGUGCGCGGCGAGGUGGCCAACUUCGAUGCGUCUGUGCACACGAAUGCAAAAGCUCGUGCAGAUGCUGACGCGCUGUACAAGGCCGGCGAAGGAAAACAUGGCGCGGAUAAGAAGACGUUCAUCGACACUCUGGUGCUGAGCCCCGCGGAGCACGUGCGUGGCAUCAGUAGUGCGUACGAGGCGAAGUACAAGACAAGUCUUGUGGGUGUGAUCGAGGCGGAAUUCUCCGGCGACGCGAAGCGUGCGCUGCUGUUCCUGGUGCGAUCGGUGCUGGAACCAGUGAGCCUGCUUGUAGAGCUGUUUGAGACGACGCUGAAGGGGGGUAGCAAGAACGUAUAUGGCCUGAGCGCGUGUGUGGUGCGGUACUACCGCCACCUUGUGCACAUUCGCACAACGUACAUGCGCUCGUACAACCAGGAGCUACGUACUCGCAUCCAGGGUGUGGUGAGUGGCGAGUGCUACCAACUGCUUCUGUCGGUGCUCGACGCAGCAGAGACGGAGUUCAGUACGUCUGCAUCUGGACCCGUAUGUGGUUCAGCCAGUGCUACUGUGGACGAUGCUGUAAGCGGUGACGCCAUCGGCACGAGCGCGUCAGUGGAGAAGAAGGCGGGCAUCUCGUCAAGUGCUACUGUGAGCACGAGCUCGAAGGAGAGUGCGGUUGCCGGCUCAAAGACGGCGACGUCUACCGUGAGCGGCGAGAAGAGCACUACUGAACUAGCAGUUGCGGGCACGACAGCGAUGAGCAGUCUGUACGUGCGCUAUGCACAUGAGAGCAGCAGCAUUGAGUCAAUGACGUUCCCUGCCGAGAUCGAUGCGGCUGUGCAAGAGAUCCACCGCGAGUGCUCUAGUACGACUUCGGCUGAGACUGCCCUGGCAUCUCUGCUGCUGUCAAAGACCGUGGAGCAUCGCUACCUGAUCUGGUGGCGCUACCGCAUUCUGUACAAGCAGAGCUUGACGGUGUGGGUGAAGAGCACGAGCGACUAUGGCGUCUUGCUGAAGAUGCUUGCGAGUCCCUUGGAGCACGUGGAAGCCGAGAUCUUGCGUAAGGCGACGGUGGGCCUCGGUACGAAAGAAGAAUGGAUCUACCCGGUCGUGAUGGCCCGCUCGAAUGCUGAGAUUGCGCUAUUGAAGAUUGCGUUCCGGGAGAAGUACGGCGACGACCUGGUAACGGUGUUGAGUGGUGAACUGAGUGGUGAUCUGAAGAAGGUGAUCCUUACCGCUGUGCGCGGCGAGGUGGCCAACUUCGAUGCGUCUGUGCACACGAAUGCAAAAGCUAGUGCAGAUGCUGACGCGCUGUACAAGGCCGGCGAAGGAAAACAUGGCGCGGAUAAGAAGACGUUCAUCGACACUCUGGUGCUGAGCCCCGCGGAGCACGUGCGUGGCAUCAGUAGUGCGUACGAGGCGAAGUACAAGACAAGUCUUGUGGGUGUGAUCGAGGCGGAAUUCUCCGGCGACGCGAAGCGUGCGCUGCUGUUCCUGGUGCGAUCGGUGCUGGAACCAGUGAGCCUGCUUGUAGAGCUGUUUGAGACGACGCUGAAGGGGGGUAGCAAGAACGUAUAUGGCCUGAGCGCGUGUGUGGUGCGGUACUACCGCCACCUUGUGCACAUUCGCACAACGUACAUGCGCUCGUACAACCAGGAGCUACGUACUCGCAUCCAGGGUGUGGUGAGUGGCGAGUGCUACCAACUGCUUCUGUCGGUGCUCGACGCAGCAGAGACGGAGUUCAGUACGUCUGCAUCUGGACCCGUAUGUGGUUCAGCCAGUGCUACUGUGGACGAUGCUGUAAGCGGUGACGCCAUCGGCACGAGCGCGUCAGUGGAGAAGAAGGCGGGCAUCUCGUCAAGUGCUACUGUGAGCACGAGCUCGAAGGAGAGUGCGGUUGCCGGCUCAAAGACGGCGACGUCUACCGUGAGCGGCGAGAAGAGCACUACUGAACUAGCAGUUGCGGGCACGACAGCGAUGAGCAGUCUGUACGUGCGCUAUGCACAUGAGAGCAGCAGCAUUGAGUCAAUGACGUUCCCUGCCGAGAUCGAUGCGGCUGUGCAAGAGAUCCACCGCGAGUGCUCUAGUACGACUUCGGCUGAGACUGCCCUGGCAUCUCUGCUGCUGUCAAAGACCGUGGAGCAUCGCUACCUGAUCUGGUGGCGCUACCGCAUUCUGUACAAGCAGAGCUUGACGGUGUGGGUGAAGAGCACGAGCGACUAUGGCGUCUUGCUGAAGAUGCUUGCGAGUCCCUUGGAGCACGUGGAAGCCGAGAUCUUGCGUAAGGCGACGGUGGGCCUCGGUACGAAAGAAGAAUGGAUCUACCCGGUCGUGAUGGCCCGCUCGAAUGCUGAGAUUGCGCUAUUGAAGAUUGCGUUCCGGGAGAAGUACGGCGACGACCUGGUAACGGUGUUGAGUGGUGAACUGAGUGGUGAUCUGAAGAAGGUGAUCCUUACCGCUGUGCGCGGCGAGGUGGCCAACUUCGAUGCGUCUGUGCACACGAAUGCAAAAGCUCGUGCAGAUGCUGACGCGCUGUACAAGGCCGGCGAAGGAAAACAUGGCGCGGAUAAGAAGACGUUCAUCGACACUCUGGUGCUGAGCCCCGCGGAGCACGUGCGUGGCAUCAGUAGUGCGUACGAGGCGAAGUACAAGACAAGUCUUGUGGGUGUGAUCGAGGCGGAAUUCUCCGGCGACGCGAAGCGUGCGCUGCUGUUCCUGGUGCGAUCGGUGCUGGAACCAGUGAGCCUGCUUGUAGAGCUGUUUGAGACGACGCUGAAGGGGGGUAGCAAGAACGUAUAUGGCCUGAGCGCGUGUGUGGUGCGGUACUACCGCCACCUUGUGCACAUUCGCACAACGUACAUGCGCUCGUACAACCAGGAGCUACGUACUCGCAUCCAGGGUGUGGUGAGUGGCGAGUGCUACCAACUGCUUCUGUCGGUGCUCGACGCAGCAGAGACGGAGUUCAGUACGUCUGCAUCUGGACCCGUAUGUGGUUCAGCCAGUGCUACUGUGGACGAUGCUGUAAGCGGUGACGCCAUCGGCACGAGCGCGUCAGUGGAGAAGAAGGCGGGCAUCUCGUCAAGUGCUACUGUGAGCACGAGCUCGAAGGAGAGUGCGGUUGCCGGCUCAAAGACGGCGACGUCUACCGUGAGCGGCGAGAAGAGCACUACUGAACUAGCAGUUGCGGGCACGACAGCGAUGAGCAGUCUGUACGUGCGCUAUGCACAUGAGAGCAGCAGCAUUGAGUCAAUGACGUUCCCUGCCGAGAUCGAUGCGGCUGUGCAAGAGAUCCACCGCGAGUGCUCUAGUACGACUUCGGCUGAGACUGCCCUGGCAUCUCUGCUGCUGUCAAAGACCGUGGAGCAUCGCUACCUGAUCUGGUGGCGCUACCGCAUUCUGUACAAGCAGAGCUUGACGGUGUGGGUGAAGAGCACGAGCGACUAUGGCGUCUUGCUGAAGAUGCUUGCGAGUCCCUUGGAGCACGUGGAAGCCGAGAUCUUGCGUAAGGCGACGGUGGGCCUCGGUACGAAAGAAGAAUGGAUCUACCCGGUCGUGAUGGCCCGCUCGAAUGCUGAGAUUGCGCUAUUGAAGAUUGCGUUCCGGGAGAAGUACGGCGACGACCUGGUAACGGUGUUGAGUGGUGAACUGAGUGGUGAUCUGAAGAAGGUGAUCCUUACCGCUGUGCGCGGCGAGGUGGCCAACUUCGAUGCGUCUGUGCACACGAAUGCAAAAGCUAGUGCAGAUGCUGACGCGCUGUACAAGGCCGGCGAAGGAAAACAUGGCGCGGAUAAGAAGACGUUCAUCGACACUCUGGUGCUGAGCCCCGCGGAGCACGUGCGUGGCAUCAGUAGUGCGUACGAGGCGAAGUACAAGACAAGUCUUGUGGGUGUGAUCGAGGCGGAAUUCUCCGGCGACGCGAAGCGUGCGCUGCUGUUCCUGGUGCGAUCGGUGCUGGAACCAGUGAGCCUGCUUGUAGAGCUGUUUGAGACGACGCUGAAGGGGGGUAGCAAGAACGUAUAUGGCCUGAGCGCGUGUGUGGUGCGGUACUACCGCCACCUUGUGCACAUUCGCACAACGUACAUGCGCUCGUACAACCAGGAGCUACGUACUCGCAUCCAGGGUGUGGUGAGUGGCGAGUGCUACCAACUGCUUCUGUCGGUGCUCGACGCAGCAGAGACGGAGUUCAGUACGUCUGCAUCUGGACCCGUAUGUGGUUCAGCCAGUGCUACUGUGGACGAUGCUGUAAGCGGUGACGCCAUCGGCACGAGCGCGUCAGUGGAGAAGAAGGCGGGCAUCUCGUCAAGUGCUACUGUGAGCACGAGCUCGAAGGAGAGUGCGGUUGCCGGCUCAAAGACGGCGACGUCUACCGUGAGCGGCGAGAAGAGCACUACUGAACUAGCAGUUGCGGGCACGACAGCGAUGAGCAGUCUGUACGUGCGCUAUGCACAUGAGAGCAGCAGCAUUGAGUCAAUGACGUUCCCUGCCGAGAUCGAUGCGGCUGUGCAAGAGAUCCACCGCGAGUGCUCUAGUACGACUUCGGCUGAGACUGCCCUGGCAUCUCUGCUGCUGUCAAAGACCGUGGAGCAUCGCUACCUGAUCUGGUGGCGCUACCGCAUUCUGUACAAGCAGAGCUUGACGGUGUGGGUGAAGAGCACGAGCGACUAUGGCGUCUUGCUGAAGAUGCUUGCGAGUCCCUUGGAGCACGUGGAAGCCGAGAUCUUGCGUAAGGCGACGGUGGGCCUCGGUACGAAAGAAGAAUGGAUCUACCCGGUCGUGAUGGCCCGCUCGAAUGCUGAGAUUGCGCUAUUGAAGAUUGCGUUCCGGGAGAAGUACGGCGACGACCUGGUAACGGUGUUGAGUGGUGAACUGAGUGGUGAUCUGAAGAAGGUGAUCCUUACCGCUGUGCGCGGCGAGGUGGCCAACUUCGAUGCGUCUGUGCACACGAAUGCAAAAGCUCGUGCAGAUGCUGACGCGCUGUACAAGGCCGGCGAAGGAAAACAUGGCGCGGAUAAGAAGACGUUCAUCGACACUCUGGUGCUGAGCCCCGCGGAGCACGUGCGUGGCAUCAGUAGUGCGUACGAGGCGAAGUACAAGACAAGUCUUGUGGGUGUGAUCGAGGCGGAAUUCUCCGGCGACGCGAAGCGUGCGCUGCUGUUCCUGGUGCGAUCGGUGCUGGAACCAGUGAGCCUGCUUGUAGAGCUGUUUGAGACGACGCUGAAGGGGGGUAGCAAGAACGUAUAUGGCCUGAGCGCGUGUGUGGUGCGGUACUACCGCCACCUUGUGCACAUUCGCACAACGUACAUGCGCUCGUACAACCAGGAGCUACGUACUCGCAUCCAGGGUGUGGUGAGUGGCGAGUGCUACCAACUGCUUCUGUCGGUGCUCGACGCAGCAGAGACGGAGUUCAGUACGUCUGCAUCUGGACCCGUAUGUGGUUCAGCCAGUGCUACUGUGGACGAUGCUGUAAGCGGUGACGCCAUCGGCACGAGCGCGUCAGUGGAGAAGAAGGCGGGCAUCUCGUCAAGUGCUACUGUGAGCACGAGCUCGAAGGAGAGUGCGGUUGCCGGCUCAAAGACGGCGACGUCUACCGUGAGCGGCGAGAAGAGCACUACUGAACUAGCAGUUGCGGGCACGACAGCGAUGAGCAGUCUGUACGUGCGCUAUGCACAUGAGAGCAGCAGCAUUGAGUCAAUGACGUUCCCUGCCGAGAUCGAUGCGGCUGUGCAAGAGAUCCACCGCGAGUGCUCUAGUACGACUUCGGCUGAGACUGCCCUGGCAUCUCUGCUGCUGUCAAAGACCGUGGAGCAUCGCUACCUGAUCUGGUGGCGCUACCGCAUUCUGUACAAGCAGAGCUUGACGGUGUGGGUGAAGAGCACGAGCGACUAUGGCGUCUUGCUGAAGAUGCUUGCGAGUCCCUUGGAGCACGUGGAAGCCGAGAUCUUGCGUAAGGCGACGGUGGGCCUCGGUACGAAAGAAGAAUGGAUCUACCCGGUCGUGAUGGCCCGCUCGAAUGCUGAGAUUGCGCUAUUGAAGAUUGCGUUCCGGGAGAAGUACGGCGACGACCUGGUAACGGUGUUGAGUGGUGAACUGAGUGGUGAUCUGAAGAAGGUGAUCCUUACCGCUGUGCGCGGCGAGGUGGCCAACUUCGAUGCGUCUGUGCACACGAAUGCAAAAGCUAGUGCAGAUGCUGACGCGCUGUACAAGGCCGGCGAAGGAAAACAUGGCGCGGAUAAGAAGACGUUCAUCGACACUCUGGUGCUGAGCCCCGCGGAGCACGUGCGUGGCAUCAGUAGUGCGUACGAGGCGAAGUACAAGACAAGUCUUGUGGGUGUGAUCGAGGCGGAAUUCUCCGGCGACGCGAAGCGUGCGCUGCUGUUCCUGGUGCGAUCGGUGCUGGAACCAGUGAGCCUGCUUGUAGAGCUGUUUGAGACGACGCUGAAGGGGGGUAGCAAGAACGUAUAUGGCCUGAGCGCGUGUGUGGUGCGGUACUACCGCCACCUUGUGCACAUUCGCACAACGUACAUGCGCUCGUACAACCAGGAGCUACGUACUCGCAUCCAGGGUGUGGUGAGUGGCGAGUGCUACCAACUGCUUCUGUCGGUGCUCGACGCAGCAGAGACGGAGUUCAGUACGUCUGCAUCUGGACCCGUAUGUGGUUCAGCCAGUGCUACUGUGGACGAUGCUGUAAGCGGUGACGCCAUCGGCACGAGCGCGUCAGUGGAGAAGAAGGCGGGCAUCUCGUCAAGUGCUACUGUGAGCACGAGCUCGAAGGAGAGUGCGGUUGCCGGCUCAAAGACGGCGACGUCUACCGUGAGCGGCGAGAAGAGCACUACUGAACUAGCAGUUGCGGGCACGACAGCGAUGAGCAGUCUGUACGUGCGCUAUGCACAUGAGAGCAGCAGCAUUGAGUCAAUGACGUUCCCUGCCGAGAUCGAUGCGGCUGUGCGAGAGAUCCACCGCGAGUGCUCUAGUACGACUUCGGCUGAGACUGCCCUGGCAUCUCUGCUGCUGUCAAAGACCGUGGAGCAUCGCUACCUGAUCUGGUGGCGCUACCGCAUUCUGUACAAGCAGAGCUUGACGGUGUGGGUGAAGAGCACGAGCGACUAUGGCGUCUUGCUGAAGAUGCUUGCGAGUCCCUUGGAGCACGUGGAAGCCGAGAUCUUGCGUAAGGCGACGGUGGGCCUCGGUACGAAAAAAGAACGGAUCUACCCGGUCGUGAUGGCCCGCUCGAAUGCUGAGAUUGCGCUAUUGAAGAUUGCGUUCCGGGAGAAGUACGGCGACGACCUGGUAACGGUGUUGAGUGGUGAACUGAGUGGUGAUCUGAAGAAGGUGAUCCUUACCGCUGUGCGCGGCGAGGUGGCCAACUUCGAUGCGUCUGUGCACACGAAUGCAAAAGCUAGUGCAGAUGCUGACGCGCUGUACAAGGCCGGCGAAGGAAAACAUGGCGCGGAUAAGAAGACGUUCAUCGACACUCUGGUGCUGAGCCCCGCGGAGCACGUGCGUGGCAUCAGUAGUGCGUACGAGGCGAAGUACAAGACAAGUCUUGUGGGUGUGAUCGAGGCGGAAUUCUCCGGCGACGCGAAGCGUGCGCUGCUGUUCCUGGUGCGAUCGGUGCUGGAACCAGUGAGCCUGCUUGUAGAGCUGUUUGAGACGACGCUGAAGGGGGGUAGCAAGAACGUAUAUGGCCUGAGCGCGUGUGUGGUGCGGUACUACCGCCACCUUGUGCACAUUCGCACAACGUACAUGCGCUCGUACAACCAGGAGCUACGUACUCGCAUCCAGGGUGUGGUGAGUGGCGAGUGCUACCAACUGCUUCUGUCGGUGCUCGACGCAGCAGAGACGGAGUUCAGUACGUCUGCAUCUGGACCCGUAUGUGGUUCAGCCAGUGCUACUGUGGACGAUGCUGUAAGCGGUGACGCCAUCGGCACGAGCGCGUCAGUGGAGAAGAAGGCGGGCAUCUCGUCAAGUGCUACUGUGAGCACGAGCUCGAAGGAGAGUGCGGUUGCCGGCUCAAAGACGGCGACGUCUACCGUGAGCGGCGAGAAGAGCACUACUGAACUAGCAGUUGCGGGCACGACAGCGAUGAGCAGUCUGUACGUGCGCUAUGCACAUGAGAGCAGCAGCAUUGAGUCAAUGACGUUCCCUGCCGAGAUCGAUGCGGCUGUGCAAGAGAUCCACCGCGAGUGCUCUAGUACGACUUCGGCUGAGACUGCCCUGGCAUCUCUGCUGCUGUCAAAGACCGUGGAGCAUCGCUACCUGAUCUGGUGGCGCUACCGCAUUCUGUACAAGCAGAGCUUGACGGUGUGGGUGAAGAGCACGAGCGACUAUGGCGUCUUGCUGAAGAUGCUUGCGAGUCCCUUGGAGCACGUGGAAGCCGAGAUCUUGCGUAAGGCGACGGUGGGCCUCGGUACGAAAAAAGAACGGAUCUACCCGGUCGUGAUGGCCCGCUCGAAUGCUGAGAUUGCGCUAUUGAAGAUUGCGUUCCGGGAGAAGUACGGCGACGACCUGGUAACGGUGUUGAGUGGUGAACUGAGUGGUGAUCUGAAGAAGGUGAUCCUUACCGCUGUGCGCGGCGAGGUGGCCAACUUCGAUGCGUCUGUGCACACGAAUGCAAAAGCUAGUGCGGAUGCUGACGCGCUGUACAAGGCUGGCGAAGGGAAGCGUGGUACGGAUUCAAAGACGUUCAUCGACACUCUGGUGCUGAGCCCCGCGGAGCACGUGCGUGCGAUUGUCGCUGCGUACUCGGACAAGUAUCAGAAGAGUAGUGUUGUGAAGGCGAUCAAGGGCGAGUUUAGAGGGGACGUUCAAGUGGCGCUACUAUUCUUUGUGCGGAUGGCGACCGAGCCGUCUGAGGUGGUGGCAGACCUAAUCGAGAGCACGAUGAAGGGGUUUGGCACGGACGAAUACGGGCUUAGUGCGGCAGUGGUGCGCUACAGUUCAAUGCUGCCACAGAUCAAGACGGCUUACAAGAAGCAGUACGGCAAGGAGCUGAGUGCACGCAUCCGCAGCGACACGAGUGGUAAAUACCGCGACUUGCUGGUGGCCAUCGUGAACAAGGAGGAGUAG